This is a messenger RNA of Aphidius gifuensis, 1371 nucleotides long. RefSeq lists its product as uncharacterized. The transcript has 6 exons. The record is from RefSeq and is a predicted model, not a curated record. The coding region runs from base 63 to 1370 and encodes 435 amino acids. NCBI's taxonomy places the organism in Eukaryota, Metazoa, Arthropoda, Insecta, Hymenoptera, Braconidae.
AAAAGACAAUAACACGAAGAAUAAAUAAAUAUACAAAAUUAUUUAAAAAUAAACUUCAAGUAAUGCCAAAUUUUGUACGUCGAUGUGAUCCAAUUAAACAACAAAAAGAUGUAACAUAUGCUGGAUUUGACAACCUUGUCUAUGCAUUUGUGACAAAUCAACAAACUUUUGAACCCAAAAAUAGAGAAACAUGUAAAAAAUUUUGUGGUGAAAUUAUUACAAGUACCCCUGAAUGUGAAAAAAAAAAUAAUUGCAGAAAAUACGAAACAAUUUGUUCAGGUAAAAUCACAGGUUGUAGAGGUGAUGCUAGCUAUGAAGUUUGUCCAAGACAAAAAAAUGAUAAUUCAAGUGCAAGAAACUACCAUUGGAUUAAAAAUAAGGACAAUAAUAUUUAUUAUGGUAAUGCAAAUAAGGCAUGUACUUCAAUGAAAUCAAUAGAAACAAAAAGUAUUAUAACGUGGUUACCAUACCAAAUGUCGUGGUUGCCAUCGUUUGCCUUAACGAAUUGUCGUAGUUGUAUUUGUCAAUGUGUUGAUGAUCGUAUUGAUACCAACAGCCAAAAAAUUCGAGGAUUCAGUUACAUGUGGUCCAAUACAAGUGAUGACAUGGUUGCAACUGGUGCAAGGCUUGUUGCUCAAGAUCGAAUGAUUCACAUUCAGCUGAGAGAGGCUAAACUCUUGCCAUUGGGAAAAAUUAAUGUCACAAGUGAAAGAUGGGUACCACUUCCAAAAUUUAAAUAUCAAAAUAAUUUUCCAAGUGUAGCUAUUUAUCCAGAUGGCACACAAAUAUCAUUAAAAGAAGGCAGAGAUUUUGGUGUUGCAAAAUUUAUUCAUACUAAAAUAUGUUUACAAACAUUAAAGAUUGAUGAUGAAUAUUUACUAAGUGCUGUACGUUUUAAUGAUUUUGGAUUUAUUAAAUCGAAAAAUUGUAUCAGCCUUGAUGCAAAAUUUGUUAAAUUUAAUUAUUCAUCUGGAAAUAUUUCAUCUGAUGUUUAUCAAUGGGCACCACCACUUCGACAACCACCACAAUUAACUGAAUUGAUAAUAAACCAACCUGAUGAUCCACUUAAAUUCAAAACCAAUCUGCAAGAUUCAAUGAACAAUCAAUAUAUAAAAAUUGGAGUAACAGACUUGAUCAAGGAUGCUUCACAAACAACUAUUCCAUUCUUUGAUCUUCAAGAAGUCACAACUAAACCAAGUGCACCAAUUUCAGCAAUUGAAUUAAUUCACAAAGGACAUGGAUCAUCUGGUGGUUUUAUUUCUUUAAAAAUUCAUCUUAUUAAUUUAAGUUUUUUCAUGGAUCUACAACCAUCACCAAAAACAACAAUUGAACAGACCUCAUAUUUGAAUAAUAAUAAUACUAUUUUGUAAU